CCUGAAAGCCUGUUUCCCAGUUGGCAGAUCCGACCCGAACUUUCGAAACCAGUCCAGGCUUUUACCCAGCCUUCCUCAGAAUCCGAAUGGCUGAAGUGCAUGGAUGACUCUUCUGCCGUUUCUCUACCCAACACAGCUUCAGGCCCAACACCCAUUCCUAUUGCCUCCUCAUCAGGGCCUCCUUCGACCCUGACUCCUAUGAAUUUCCUUUCCUCCCCAAUCAUGCCGGUUUUCGCCUCGGCCGGUUGCCUAAUCGGCCAGACAGGGAACCUGCUCGCUGUGUGGGUCCAAACACUAUCUGUAGAAGCACCUUUGCAAGCCAGUUUACCUGAGUUCGAUGCUGACCACGAUCUUCUUAUUUUUGUCAAAUUCUAUCAGCCUCCCUCUUUUUUACAAAAUCGUUCGUUUGCUGAGCUCGAAGUGGAUGAUGAACACAGUGAAUUAAUCGGUAGCCACAGUCUUUGUUCAUCUUCUUCGCCUCCUCCACCAGGCAUCUUGAUGACAACUGCAUCUAUUGGCAGCCUCUCCUACCUUGGUUGGUUCACUAUCCGUCUGCACACACCUUUGGCAGCUAUUAUACCUGACCUUCGAAGGCGGGCCCAACUGCCUGAAACUGCCCAACUUCGUCUCUUCGAAGAGGUUCGGCCAGGAGAUGUUCGUUUGAUCCCUGAACCGCGUCUACCCGUAGAGAAAUGCGUCUCUUAUCUUUCUGAUGGAAAUAUUCUCGUAUACGAAGUAGUUCCUAUUAUUCGGUUCGAAGCUUCUCCCUUUUCUUCACUUAUUACUAAUGUGGCAAAUGGUAGCGGUGAUGACAGUGGACGUUCGGUCAUGACGAGUCCAGAUGAGCCUGAGGAGAUUGACAGCCGGGAGACCAGUAGGGAAGAUAGUUCUCACAUCUUCCCUGUGGGAAAAACCGUCGAUAAGCCCGGAGCCUUGCUGCAUUCUUGCUUUCGUGCUUCCACGUGUCUCUUGGCUGGCAAGCAUAUCAAUAGCAGUGGCAGCAGCACUAGCAGUAGUGGGGGCAGUAGCAGUUGCAGCAAUAGUCGGCAUAUCACCAAAUCUGAUUCAACAAGCACUAAUAGUGAGGGCAGUAGCAGUACUCCUAGUCGCAGAGAAAGAUCCAUUGGCUCCGUCGGUGUGGCUGGAAAUGAUGGCCUUAUAGCUGGCAGAGUGAUCACUCACUUAGAGAACAAUAAAAAUUCUUCUGUAAAGUCAGAUCAGCCAGUGGAGAACAUUUCUAGAGCUGAACUAAUACCAGAUUCAUUGGAAGGCCGGAUCUCCUUACUAGUGGCGGGGGGCGGGAUAGAAGGAAGAAAACUAACUGAAAAUGGGACCCUUAUCGGUUGCGUCAAAGCUUGUCCACAUUCUGUUGUUUCCGACGCUUCUGUGGACGGCGAAGAUGCCGAUGAGGAUGAUGACCAUAAUAUUUGCGAAAAGAGCGUGCUGCCGGUUGACGAGGAUGAAGAAGAUGAAGAUAAUGCCACAAAUGCUGAUGCUGGCGAUGAACUCGGCAGCAAUUGUGGUGGCGUAGCUGGGCCCGGCAGCCAGCAUCUCUCAUCACCAGAUACCUCUGCCUCUAGUGAAGAGGAUUUGACAGUCUCUUCUCAAGCAAGACUUUUGGUUGAAGACCCACUGGCUUCACAGCCAGGUUCUCCGAUCAUCCGUUCCACAGCUGCAAUUACCAUCAAUCGAAAUCCUAGUAAUCGUCAUUAUCAGCAACAGCAACCUAUCUUGCUUGCCUCUAACAGAUUAAGGAUAUUCAAACGUAGAUUAGACUCAUUUAGACGACUUCGACCUCGGCUUCGGCGGCAGCCAAUGAGAAGAAAAGAUGAAAUCUGUUUGGCAGUAGUCUCAGAAGGUGCAGGCAGGUUGGCUCAAAUUCUAUCUCUUCAUCCUCAUCGAAAUUGUGGUAAGAAUACUCUCGGAUCGGCUGGCUUCAAGCAUAAGUGGGCUAGGGGUCGAUGGCCCCUGGCUAGGCGAUUAAUCGCAUUGUCUCGUCAUCGCACUCGAUUACGGCCAGUCCGAUGCAUUUCAAAGCAACCGAAGAUUAAACAAUCUCGACAGCAGCAGUAUGCUCUGCGAGCCCGCCUUCGAUCUUUUCCUUCAUUUGGCCUAUUCUGGCGCCGACGCCUUCAAGAAGCCAAAAGAAUUGCAAACAAAUCUAGAUUGUCUGCUCACUAUCGUCGGCCUAGCACAAUACCCGGCCACCCACACCAUCUAGAUAAUCAGCAAAAUCAACGUCUGUGUUGUCGUCGAUAUCCUUCAAUAACAUCCCCUCAGCUGCAGCAUCGAAUGAGUCGUCGUCGUCAGGCCAGCUGGCCUGUAUGUCGUCUAGCUAACCCGGUUAUUGAAGCUACUAGCCUACUAUCUGACCAAGCCCAAAUAGUGGCUCCGCAACAGCAGUCUCUAAUGCUGACGUUGCCUAUUUCUUUGCCUACAUCUUCUCCUCACCGUCCAUCCUCUGCUUCGCCUUCAUUCCGAGCUCCAUCAUUAUCUUCACCAACAUUAUCUGCGCCGCUUUCUUCCUUCUUAACUUUUGGUCAACUCCGUCCCAACGCGUCUCCAGACCGUGUGCAAAUCUGCGUAAGUCAUCAGGGGAAUGAUUUCCUCACUCGAAUCAUCUGGUCCAUCUAG
Messenger RNA from Protopolystoma xenopodis, 2634 nucleotides. NCBI's taxonomy places the organism in Eukaryota, Metazoa, Platyhelminthes, Monogenea, Polystomatidea, Polystomatidae. The record is from the annotation of a GenBank genome assembly.